AUGCAACUUUCUCUUGCUCUCAUCGCCACUGGAGCCACGGUGAUGGCCUCGUUGCAUGCUGUGCAGGGCCAUGCCUACAUCGUAGACCCCGAUGCACAGUGGCUUGAAGGGUACCCGAACAACGGGUAUGGAAGCACCAUUAAAAGCGAUGUAUGGGGAGUGAUUAACAAUGAGAAGUUUGGUUACGGGCCAAACGGAUCCAUCAAUUUCUUUAGGCAUAAGUUUCCGACAUCGGGCUAUGCCUCAAUGGGCGCCUUCAUUGCCAAGAAUCAGGAGCUUUUCAGCAACAAGGUAGAUCCUGACUGCGGAUGGACAGUCUACAAAGACUCGGCACGUUCCAAGUUGCCAGCGUCGGAGAUUACUUACAGCGGUUUCACGCACCCCGGGCCUUGCGAGAUUUGGUGCGGUGAAACUAAGAUUAAUUUUAGCUUCGACUGCCAGAAAAAGUUCCCCGCCAUACCGGCGAAGAUACCUUACGAUAAGCAGAAGUGCGCCAAUGCUAACCGCUUGACGAUUUACUGGCUUGCCCUACACGGCGACCCAUGGCAGGUAUACACGAAUUGCGUGUGGCUGGAAGGCGGCUUUGGCAAAGGUGAACCGCCGUCAGCUGUGGGCAAAGGCUCAUCAAAGGUUGUCGCAGACCCAAAUUUGCCAACGGCCACAUUGACAGCGCCAAGUAACGCAACUCAGAAGAUAGCUGGCGAGGCCGACUACACUAUUCCUGACACCGGAAAAGAGGAAAAAGAGGAAAAAGAGGAAACGGAUGCUGAUACUACGGAUGCUCGUAGCAUACCCACAACUAGCACGAGUGCAAAGUGCGUUCGUCGCCGUAACUAG
Messenger RNA from Peronospora belbahrii, 837 nucleotides. The record is from the annotation of a GenBank genome assembly. Lineage: Eukaryota; Oomycota; Peronosporomycetes; Peronosporales; Peronosporaceae.